Molecule: messenger RNA, 2764 nt
Organism: Dunckerocampus dactyliophorus (ringed pipefish)
Lineage: Eukaryota; Metazoa; Chordata; Actinopteri; Syngnathiformes; Syngnathidae
Product: extracellular serine/threonine protein kinase FAM20C
Exons: 3
Coding region: 265-657 (130 amino acids)
Biological process (GO): protein phosphorylation
Cellular component (GO): Golgi apparatus
Molecular function (GO): phosphotransferase activity, alcohol group as acceptor
Source: RefSeq, a predicted model, not a curated record
AGAGAACAUUUUUUUUUUGCUUUUGCCGUCAAGAGGUCAUGACAGUGUGAAUACCUGACAGAAAUGACACUGAAUCCACAUUUUUGCCAUGAUUUUAGCUUAUAAAGGCUGUGGUUUUAAACUUUUGGUCAGCUGAUGAACAGCCCAUUUCUCUUCAGUGUUUGUCUGCAGUAAAUUGCUUAAUCAAAAAACUAAUUCCAAUGUGCACUAUAACAGUUGGUAUGCCUCAUUAAGGAGUUUCUUCUCUCUCCUCCCCUAGGCAACAUGGACAGACAUCACUAUGAAACCUUCGAGAAGUUUGGCAACAACACUUUCCUGUUGCACCUUGACAACGGACGAGCAUUCGGUCGUCACUCCAAGGACGAGCCUUCGAUCCUAGUACCUUUGGAGCAGUGUUGCAGAGUUCGCCGUUCCACGUGGCUGCGCCUGCGCCUCCUGUCACUGCCGCAGUAUCGCCUUAGUGACGUCAUGCGGGCCUCGCUCUCCCACGACCCCCUGCAUGGCGUUGCCCCUCUGCUGUCCGAGCCCCACUUGGCUGCUCUGGAUCGGCGCUUGAAAACCGUGCUUGAGACCGUAAGUCAUUGUGUGAAGCAACAGAGUGAGGGGAGCAGUGAUGGGGUCUUCUACGACGACUUCAACCUUCUCAUGGACAUGUAAACUCCCACUAUGUUGAGCAGUCACACCUUAUAUGAUAUGGAAGUAAUUAUAUUUGCUUAGUGAGGCAUCAUUUGCAUUAAAUUUUUUGCAUUUCAUGUUUACACUUAUGCAUAAAAGUAAUGGGACACCAGGCCAUUCUUUGUUCAAAAGGUGUUUUGAGGGCUGUUAUGAUUUUGAAAAGGGAGUUUCACUGCAUAACAACCAGUUCAUAUUGUAUACCAAUUAUAUCGCAUACAGUAAAUACAGUGGUGUGAAAUAUAUAUAUAUUUUUUGCUUGUUCGUCACGCUCAAAUGUUUCACAUAUUCAAACAAAUUUAAAUAUUAGUCAAUGACAACACACCUGAACACAAAAUGCAGUUUUUAAAUGAAAUUUUUUAUUAUUAAGGGAGAAAAAAAAAAUCCAAACGUACAUAGCCCUGUUUGAAAAAGUGAUUGUCCCCUAAAUCUAAUAACUGGUUGGCCACCCUUACCAGCAACAACCGCAGUCAAGCGUUUGCGAUAACUUGCAAUGAGUCUCUUGCUGUGGAGGAAUGUUUGCCCACUCCUUUUUGUAGAAUUGUUUUUCAGCCACAUCGGAGGGUUUUCCGGCAUAAACCGCCUUUUUAAGGUCAUGCCACAGCACGUUUUCUGGCAAAAUUGAGACAAGCCUUAAUGUUCUUUUUAUUCAGCAGUGGUUGUCAUCUUGGAAUUCUGCCAUGCAGGCCGUUUUUGCCCAGUGUCUUUCUUAUGGUGGAGUCAUGAACACUGACCUUAGCUGAGGCAAGAGAGGACUGCAGUUCUUGGGAUGUUGUUGUGGGGUCUUAUGUGACCUCUUGGAUGUGUCGUCGCUGCGCUCUUGGGGUCAUUUUAUUUGGCUGGCCGCUCCUGGGAAGGUUCACCACUGUACCAUGUUUUCACCAUUUGUCGAUAAUGGCUCCCACUGUGGUUCACUAGAGUCCCAAAGCUUUAGAAAUGGCUUUAUAACCUUUUCAACACUGACAGAUGUCAAAUACUUUCUUUUUAAUUUGUUCCUGAAUUUCUUUACAUCUCAGCAUGAUGUCUAGCUUCUGAGGAUCUUUUGGUCUACUUCACUUUGACAGGCAGGUCCUAUUUUAAGUGAUUUUUUCAUUGAGAGCAGGUGUGGCAGUAAUCAGGCCUGGGUGUGAUAAACCACAGUUAAGUUAUGCAAUCACUUUUUCACACAGGGCUAUGUAGGUUUGGAUUUAUUUCUCCCUUAAUAAUAAAAAGUUUAAUUUAAAAACUGCAUUUUUUGUUGUCAUUGAAUAAUAUUUAAAUGUAUUUUUUUAUCUGAAACAUUUAAGUGUGACAAACAUGCAAAAAAUAAGGAAUUAGGUGUUUCAUUCAUUGGAAGUGAUCUAUUCAUCAUUUUGUGUCAAUGUCAUAUUGUUUUUAUCGCUAAGAAAAAUGAUUACAAAACAAGUGUGUAUCCAUGUGUGAAAAGUAUCAAUAAUAUAUGAGAGGAUUUGACAUUAAAGUGCUUGUGCAGCCCUUUAUAUGUUAAAUAUUUGGUAACGUAAGCUGAAAUGGAGUCCGGAUGCCUCAUUAUAAGGUUGUGUAACCAUAUGAUUACUCUCAGCCAAUCAGUGAGAAAAGCUAAUGAUUGAUGCUGAUAUACUCUACCGGUCAAAAGUUUUACAAUACUCCAAUUUCUCUGGAGGAAAAACCUACAUUUUUAAGUGGUAAGAUGAUCUGCCUCUCUUCCAUUGUGAAUUCCUUUUUUCUUUCCAUUUUUAUAGCAACAAGUUACUUUCUCCAGUACAGUCCUAUUCAACUGAUGUCCACAAGGGUAUACUGUAGUACCACAGUGUGUUUUGAGCACUGUUUUUAUGCAGACAGAGGAAGUAGUAAGUACUCCAGAACUUAUUAAUUAGCAGGAAUUAGUUUUACCACCUGCCGAGGCUUGAUCAACCUCCAUUUCUGCAGAACAGCUUUAAAUUGUUGACCCAUUUUGUGGUCCAUGAAAUGGGCCUUUUUGUUGUUUUUUUUAACCUCUGACACUUCACAACUUACCUUUGUACCAUUUAAAGCUAUUUGUUGGACUUGAACGACUUGAACUUCAAUAAAUAACUAGAAAAAUGGGGGUGUUCUAAAACUUUGGACCGGUAGU